Caenorhabditis briggsae is the source of this 870-nucleotide messenger RNA. It is a transcript of the gene Cbr-tbx-7, whose product is annotated as Protein CBR-TBX-7. Gene Ontology annotation, cellular component: nucleus. The record is from RefSeq and is a predicted model, not a curated record. Bases 1 to 870 code for a protein of 289 amino acids. Gene Ontology annotation, biological process: positive regulation of DNA-templated transcription; cell fate specification; regulation of transcription by RNA polymerase II. Gene Ontology annotation, molecular function: DNA-binding transcription factor activity, RNA polymerase II-specific; RNA polymerase II cis-regulatory region sequence-specific DNA binding. The transcript is spliced from 4 exons. Lineage: Eukaryota; Metazoa; Nematoda; Chromadorea; Rhabditida; Rhabditidae.
AUGUCCCUAUUAUUAUCAGAUCUGGCCUUAUUUAUUCAAAAUAAUGAAAAAUCAGUUGAUGAUAAGCCACAUGCCGAAUUAGAGGGACAGGAUUUGUGGAAAGAAUUUUCGGUGAAAGGAACUGAAAUGGUGAUAACCAAGAAAGGAAGAAGAAUGUUUCCAAUGAUUCGAACGAAAUUAUACGGGUUGGAUUGGAAGAGCAAGUACAUCAUGAUGCUGGAAAUGGUUCAAUAUGAUUGUUUUCGGUAUAAGUUUACGAAUGGAAAAUGGGAAGUGUCUGGAAAAGGAGAUAUUCAACCGAUUAGAGCACCAGUUAUGCAUCCGGGAUCUCCCAAAACUGGUGAGGACUGGAUGAAAGAUGGAGCUUGUUUCAAGAUGCUCAAGCUGUCGAAUGAUCCAAUGAAUGCUGAUGGACAUAUUUUCCUGAACUCAAUGCAUCGCUAUGUUCCCCGAUUCCAUAUUGUCCGAUGCGACUGUUUUGGCAAUCCAAUCUUCUCAACUUUCAAAAGUUUCGUAUUCGAUCACACGGAUUUUAUUGCAGUAACGGCUUAUCAGAAUAUAGAGGUAACAGCCAAAAAAAUCGCCAACAACCCGUUUGCAAAGGGUUUCCGGAAACCAAAUCUUGAAGAGAAACAACGAAGGAAUAGUCGAGUUUUGAAGAAACAAGAAACCGUGGAAUCUUCUUCAGAAGACAUGGAUCAACCUUCGAUUUUGCCAAAUAUUUCUAAUGAAUUGAUGGCUCAGUGGCAAUUGGCACUAUUCUCUUCAUAUGGAUCUAUUCAACCAGAGCCUCUGAAUCUCAAAAUUCCAGAUAUUCCAAAGAAAAGUGGAUUCGGAGUGCUGGAUUUGUUAGCUGAACCGAAUCUAUAA